UCGAAACACAUACAAAUUUGCAGGUCCCGUCUAAAGGGGGUCCUAGAAAUAUCCGCCUUAGUUUUCUUGCCAAUUGCCGGUAAUUCUCCGUCGUUUCUGCUUCUUUUGAUCAACACCCCUUAAUCCUGCAAUCCCAUUUUUGGUUCAACUUUUCUGUUUCUUUGAAGUUUUUUUGGGUCCAAUUUUGAUCACCUUCUUGCUCUCUUCAUGCCAUCUUUUUUGAUCUUCUGUUGCAGAGUAUAUCGUUUUUUCUUCUUGGGUUUGAGAUUCUUUAAGAACGUUUUAGGUUAGAAUUUACCGAAAAUCAUGGGUGUGGAGGUCCCUGAAUCAAACUUGGCCAUUUCUGUGGAAACUGGAAAUGAAGAGAAGAUUUCUAUGGAAAAUGAAAAGAUGAACGUAAAAUUUGGUACUCAUGGUGUGGAUGAGCCAGCCAAAGAAGACGGGAAAAAGGUUUCGGAUGCCGACCUCCCAAAUAAUGUAGCUGAUUCAUGGCCUGAACCCAGUCUGAUCCACUCUUUCUAUAUUGUUAAGUAUCGGCCUUUUCAGGACCAGAAUCUCAGGGCCAAACUGGAUCUGGCAGAGAAAGAGUUACAGAAAAAGAAUCAGGCCCGAUUUCAGAUCACUGAAAAAUUAAGGGAGAAAAGGGUAAAUUAUGCUGUACAUUGUAUUUUUGGGUAGUUCAUUGCUUAUGCAAUUGUGUCUCUUUAAAAUAAAAUCUGGCUUGUGGUUA
Messenger RNA from Olea europaea var. sylvestris, 730 nucleotides. RefSeq names its product proton pump-interactor 1-like. The record is from RefSeq and is a predicted model, not a curated record. Lineage: Eukaryota; Viridiplantae; Streptophyta; Magnoliopsida; Lamiales; Oleaceae. The transcript is spliced from 2 exons. Bases 307 to 678 code for a protein of 123 amino acids.